AUGGCCAUGGAUCCCAGGGCUCGCAGACUACGGCUUUUAUGUUGUGCUUGCCUGGCCACCUCCUGGCAUGUUGCUUUCCAGCUCCCGGCUGGCACAACUGCAGCCCCGAGACAACUGCGAUCAGUGGCGAUGAAGGCUAGCUGGUUGGAGAUGCUUGAUGAAGCUGUGGGAACCCCUACUCCGCAGCCAGCCAGCCCGAUCAUACCCGAAAGUGUGAAGCCUCUAGAUGCCGACCUGAUGACUCGCGAUUUGACAGCCUUUGAGCUGGAAGAGAAGGGCCUGGCCAUGUCUGGGGAAGACUUUGAAGUCAAAACUCCAGAAGGAGAGCUCAUUCUGCGCAUCGGCGGUGGCAACCGCGUGCCCAUUCCAGGCAUGCCAGUAUGGGAUAAGCUGACUGUCUCAGCCGCGGACGGCCAGCAGAUUGCCACUUUGGAGCGCCAGGCUUUUGCAAUGACAGCUACUUAUGAUGUUUUGCGGGCAAAUGGCAAGAAGUUUGGAAGGAUCACAAAGGCCAUGUUCGCCUUGACUUCAACAUUUGAGCUGUACCAAGAGGAUGAUACUGAGGGAGGGGCGCUUCUCAGAGCAGAGGGCUCAUUCAGCGAUAAGAGUUACGUCAUGAAGUCUCGUCAGGGAGAGGUGGUUGCGACGGUCACCAGGCUCAAAGGCUUCACAGGUGGUAACGUUGACAACUACCAG
This is a messenger RNA of Symbiodinium pilosum, 696 nucleotides long. NCBI's taxonomy places the organism in Eukaryota, Dinophyceae, Suessiales, Symbiodiniaceae. The record is from the annotation of a GenBank genome assembly.